This is a messenger RNA of Mesitornis unicolor (brown roatelo), 2805 nucleotides long. It is a transcript of the gene USP1, whose product is annotated as ubiquitin specific peptidase 1. Gene Ontology annotation, biological process: protein deubiquitination; regulation of DNA repair. Gene Ontology annotation, cellular component: cytosol; nucleus. Lineage: Eukaryota; Metazoa; Chordata; Aves; Mesitornithiformes; Mesitornithidae. The record is from RefSeq and is a predicted model, not a curated record. The transcript has 8 exons. Gene Ontology annotation, molecular function: cysteine-type deubiquitinase activity; cysteine-type endopeptidase activity. Bases 1 to 2391 code for a protein of 796 amino acids.
AUGCCCGGGGUGUUACCGAGUGACAGCACCGGGCCUGCGAGAGGGAGCCCCUCGAAGAAGAACCGACUCUCGCUGAAGCUCUUCCAAAAGAAAGAAGCGAAAAGGGCGCUGGAUUUCACCGAGUCCCAGGAAAAUGAACAAAAGAGCUCCGAGUGCAGAGGCCCUGAGGUUGAUCAAGUGGUUCCUGCGGCACAGCCUCCCUCGCUUGUUAGCUGUGAGAAAAAAGACAAUAUGUUGCCUUUUGUGGGCUUGAACAAUCUGGGUAACACUUGUUACCUCAACAGUGUACUUCAGGUAUUAUAUUUUUGUCCUGGUUUUAAAACUGGAGUAAAACAUUUAUAUAACAUCAUUUCAAAGAAGAAAGAGUCUUUGAAGGAGGAAGGAGAGCAAAAAGCAGAAAAGGGAAAUUGCAAAGAAGAUCCACUGGCAAGUUAUGAACUAAUCUGCAGUUUGCACUCGUUGAUUCUUUCAGUGGAGCAGCUUCAAGCCAGCUUUCUCCUAAAUCCAGAAAAAUACACAGAUGAACUUGCUACUCAGCCACGAAGGCUACUGAAUACCCUUAGAGAGCUCAACCCUAUGUAUGAAGGCUACUUGCAGCACGAUGCCCAGGAAGUUCUGCAGUGCAUCCUAGGGAACAUUCAAGAAACGUGUCAGCUCCUGAAGAAGGAAGAAUUGAACAAACUGCCCAUGGAAGAGCCUGCAGCUAAACUGGAGGAAAAAUUUGAUCAAAAUACUGAGAUUAAUGGAACAGGCAACCCUGCUGAGGAGGAGGACAGCGUACCAAGUGGCCGUGUUGGAAAGGUAGCUGAAGACAAGCUGCUCAAAGGAAACGGGAAAAGAAAAAGUGAUGCUGAGGGUGGCAACGCAAAGAAAAAAUCCAAAGUAUCAAAAGAGCAAAUUGCAGCAGCAGAAGAGAAUCAAAGACAAACCAGGUCAAAGAGGAAAGCAACAGGAGAAAAGCUAGAAAAUCAAACUGAUGCCAUCGCCAAGUGUUCCGGUGAAAAUGAGAGCGCGAAGCCGACGCAGAAGAAGUCGCGGCUUAGAUUAAACUGGUUAAAAUCUUCAGGCAAGCAGCCUAGUAUACUCUCUAAAUUUUAUAGUCUAGGAAAGUUAACUACAAACUUGGGAUCCAAAGACCCAGAGAAAGAAUACGAUGACAGUGAGCUUGAAGAGUUGUCUGUAAAAUGCAAAAAUGGUAACAAUAUUAAAGAAGAAUAUCAUGAACCAGCCUCUCCUGUGGAAAGCCAUAAUGAAAAAGGAACUGAGAAAGAACCUAAAAAGGAAGGUACAGAGCUAGCUGUUCUUGAGCUGGUGGAGAAGCUGUUCCAGGGCCAGUUGGUGCUGCGAACGCGGUGCUUGGAGUGCGAGUGCUUUACUGAAAGGAGAGAAGAUUUCCAGGACAUCAGUGUUCCGGUGCAGGAAGAUGAGCUUUCGAAAACUGAGGAGAGUUCUGAAAUUUCUCCAGAGCCAAAAACAGAAAUGAAGACUCUAAAAUGGGCAAUUUCACAGUUUGCGUCAGUGGAAAGGAUUGUGGGAGAGGAUAAAUAUUUCUGCGAAAACUGCCACCAUUACACAGAAGCAGAACGCAGCCUUUUAUUCGAUAAAAUGCCUGAAGUUAUAACAAUUCAUUUGAAGUGCUUUGCUGCUAGUGGCCUAGAGUUUGAUUGCUACGGAGGCCUCUCCAAGAUCAACACUCCCCUGCUGACGCCUCUCAAGCUGUCUCUGGAAGAGUGGAGCACCAAGCCGACCAACGACACCUACGGGCUGUUUGCGGUGGUAAUGCACAGCGGCAUCACCAUCAGCAGCGGACACUACACCGCGUCUGUCAAAGUGACCGACCUCAACAGCCUGGAGCUGGACAGGGGCAACUUCAUCACCGACCAAAUGUACGACAUGAUUAAACCAGAGCCGCUCAAUGAGGAGGAGGCAAGAACUGUGGCUGAAGACUACGACGACAGUGAAGUCUCGUGUAGAGUCAAUGGAAAUGCGCAGCCGGGUAAGGUCCUGAACAAAAAGAACAUGGAAGCUGUCGGACUUCUAGGGGGGCAGAAGAGCAAGCCCAACUGCGACCUGUACACCACCAAGCCGGCCAACCCCGAGAAGUUCCUUAACGUAGUUCCUGAGAACAGAAACCCUGAGUCCAGCAGUAGUAAUGGGAGCGUGGAGAGCAGCUCGGGACGCAAUGAGCAGAACGGCGUCGCCUCCAGUGGACUGGAAAACAAAGCUCUGUACGUGCUGCAGAGCCUCAAGGAGUACGAAGGGAAGUGGCUGCUUUUUGAUGACUCUGAAGUGAAGGUGACGGAAGAAAAGGACUUUCUGAAUUCCCUUUCUCCGACAUCGUCAUCUACAUCAACUCCUUACCUACUGUUUUAUAAGAAAAUUGUAGAGUGAUGCUGUAUUUUGACUGUACAUAUUAGGGACUUGCAUACACCUAUUGGUCUGAUUUGCAUCAAAACUACCUGGAAGAAACCGCUGUUUGUUUUUGAAGCUACUGGGUUAUAACGUUUCUGGUCUUUUUUGUUUGUUGUAAGUGGCUCAACUUGAAUUAACGAACCAUGACGUAGAACCUGGCUCACACAAUAACUGUUUUUGCUGGAGAAUAGUGGUAUUACCUUUUAGAAAUACCAAUUUGUAUAGUUCCUCAAGGAUGCCUACAGUACACGGUAGUGGUUUUAACACACCUCUAGGUCUCAGACACACCUAUUGUAUUAUUAGCCUUUUUUUUUUUUUAAAUAAAACUUAUUUGUAUUCAUAUUCUGGAGUAAAUGUAUAUUAACUAGCAAAUUUCAUCAGAAGUUGUGUAUU